AUGGAGAGCUGCACCCAAUUUUGCGCACGCCUCCAUAAGCUGGCCGCUCGAACCGGAUCUACGCCAUCCCGCGAUGAGCUCGACUCCCUCCUCAGCCACUGGAAGUCCGAUCUGCCGCAUGGUCUGGCUCUGGGCACCUUCCAAGAGCUUCAAUCUAGAUCAUGCCCCUUUUGUCAACUCGCCCUGGCCGCAAUCACACAUACAGUGGCCGAUGUCAAGCGAAUCGCCACCGACCAACCUAUCGAUGUGGUCCUAUUUCCGGAAGAGACAGGAUUCCGCUUGUCAUUUCCAUCUCGGCUUGGGACGCAGCUCCUGUUUGUCGCAUCUAAUGAAAGUCAAGUAGCGAGCCCCGAUUGUGCCAGGGUCAUCGACUCUUCUCACAUAUCGCCAGGAACGAUAUCCAGAUGGCUGCAUAAAUGUCAUAGUAAUCACGCCAAUUGUGUCCGGCCAGCAAUGCUAAGCACAGAAGAUGACUCUCCCUCGGGAGGGUAUUUUCGUGAGGAAGAUACAUCUAACUUUCGAGUCCUGGAUCUCGAGGCGCGUUGUAUCAAAAGAGUUGCACUGCAUGCUAGAUACGUUACCCUCAGUUACGUUUGGGGCCAGAUUCCCAUGUUUCAACUGCAGAGAGGAAAUGUAAAGGCACUGGAAACACCAGGCGGUCUAGAUUUGGUUCUUUCGGGCCUGCCGAGAACAGUGCAAAAUGCAAUCGACCUCGUCAAAUCGAUUGGCGAAAGAUACCUCUGGAUAGAUGCACUGUGUCUGGUCCAGGAUGACAUACGGGAUGUCAACAUUGGCAUAGAACUCAUGAACUCAAUCUACCAAGGCUCAUAUUUCACACUUGUGGCCGCGACUGGUGCGGACAGCAAUGCCGGACUGCCCGGAUUCCAAGAUGCUCGGGCCUCAGGUUUUCAGAUUGUCAAGGAGCUGGUGCCGGGGGGCAUGCGCCUGGCUGUUGUUCACAGUAUCGACUGGCACAUCGAAAAGUCAAUCUACAGCUCACGAGGAUGGACGAUGCAAGAACUGGUUCUUCCUCGACGCACUGUCAUAUUCAUCAACAAUCAAGUGUACUUCCGCUGCCACGAGGCAAAUUGGAGCGAAGAGAUUUGGUCGGACAAAUUUACGAGCUGGCUUGACCCUGAUGACAGCAAUAUUAGCCGUAUCCCGCAGAUUGAUGAAGGAAGAGUUUUCUCUUUAUGGGUAUAUCAGAAGCUUUGCGAAGAUUACUCUCGGAGGAUCUUACGCAAUGAUGGGGACGCUCUUCGAGCAGUUGCUGGCAUUAGUCGCCCAUUGUUUGCAGGAAUGAGAACAAUUGGAAUCGAGGGACUGCCCGCAUAUUUUCUUGAUAUGUUUCUCCUAUUCGUAUCCCCCGAGAGUCGCCUCAGGCGUCGCCCUGAGUUUGCGAGCUUCUCAUGGGCUGGAUGGGAAGGCAAGAUCCUCUGGCCACGUGAGAAUUACGUGGCGUACGACGAGAGUGGUAACAGUUUCUGGAACCCUGAGAACAUCGCCAAGUAUUUUGCAACCAGCAGGUUGAUAGAAUGGGCUGUGUGGCCGAGAAGCCAGCGUCUAAGAAAGUUUUCACGUGUUGAGCCUGGGAAACAGACUCCGUUGGGGAUGCUUCUUCAACAGUUUCCAUUACUCUUCCCUCAUGAACAAAUCUCAGAAGAAUCUAGUUUGAUCAGCUCUGUAGAGUUGGAUUACUCCUAUGACCCCGACCUCCUUGGCUAUGACGAAACGAACAUUGACUUUCCUUGGUUAGAUUUGGACAGGGCAAAGACAAUUUUCCCUGGUAGAGGGGAAGUGAAAGAACAAGAGACAACGAUCGAAGGCGGUAACAAGACUAGACUCAUUAGAAAGGCACUCCAGUCCGUCAAUAGUCAAGCCGAGUACAACCAGCUGGUGGCAAAGUUCUCAACGACCCAACACAGUACAGAAAUAAAGUACUUACGAAACUGGUUAGCAUCUCGUCAAUGGAAAAUACGUAAAUUCCACCAACAAGUUGAGUCAAGUUCUCAGCAAAGCAUCCCAUUUUCAACCGCCUCUACCUGGCAGAAAGAGCACUACUUUUUCCGAGAGCCCAGGCAUUCGAUCCACUCUGAUGAAAAUGCCAAGAUGCAGCGAGAUGAUACGAGGGUAGCAUCAAUUAAGACCUAUUCUGCUCAAUCCAAACUCUCAUUACCCGGAUAUACCCAAACAAGCGACAUACCAAUACAGUUCGUCAGAUACACAAAGUCAUAUUAUAACCUUCCACCUUAUUGUAUCCUUUACUUUCAGUCCGUCGUUUUCAACUUAGCGUUCGGUGAGAGGCCAACUAGUUGGGCAACAGAUCAUCCAUCAAAGGCAGACGCAAUGCCAGCUGAUUCGCAUGCAAUCGAUGAUAUUCCACUUCACUCAGCCAGUGGCACACUAGUUGGCUCUCUUCAUCCAGAUCAUCUGGACUUUGUGGGUUCGGUGGGGGAAAAGGUGCAGUUAGUGGUUGUAGCACGGUGUCAGACUCUAACCAGUAAAUCUGCACUUUGGCAGUCCAGCCUCAUAUGUGACCCAUCCGGGAAAGCACUUGGAGGACCUUGGGAUUUGCUUUGGGUUAUGUCAAUAACUUGGGUCGACGGGAUCGCCGAGCGCAGAGGGAUUGGGCAAGUACUGACUCAGUCCCUGGCUGAUUCAAUAGAGCCUGGGCCUGAAGUGAAGGAGAUUCUAUUAGGUUAA
Messenger RNA from Clonostachys solani, 2703 nucleotides. Lineage: Eukaryota; Fungi; Ascomycota; Sordariomycetes; Hypocreales; Bionectriaceae. The record is from the annotation of a GenBank genome assembly.